AUGUGCUACUACAACGAGAAGUUGUUCGGUGAUUACAUUGCCCUAUUGGUGGACCGCAUUUUUGCCAAUUGUUGCAAACCAGCGGUCACUGCCUACUUGAACACGUCGUACAUCCAGUCGGUUCCACCAACAGCUCCGAUACUUCUUCGAGCAUGGCCUGUUAGGGUGGAAAUUUCAGCAAAGGUUCCUCAAGACUGGACCGAGGCGACCAAAACGGUUGCUUUGUUUAUAAAGCCGAAGGAUCAGAGUUCUGAGUGUCGCAGGUACAUGGAAACCGACUCGCAUCGAGGUCCUCUGAUAAGACAGUCAGGAUUUGGGAUCCGGUCGCCAGCCAGUGCGUGUCAAUCACCCAAGGAUGGGGUGAUAUGUUUAGCUCAAUUGCCUGGUCGCAAGAUGGAAGUCGACUCGCAUCAGAGUCCUCUGACAAGACAGUCAGGAUUUGGAAUCCAGCCAAUGUGUAUUGACUCUUAA
This is a messenger RNA of Penicillium vulpinum, 471 nucleotides long. RefSeq lists its product as uncharacterized. The record is from RefSeq and is a predicted model, not a curated record. Bases 1 to 471 code for a protein of 156 amino acids. NCBI's taxonomy places the organism in Eukaryota, Fungi, Ascomycota, Eurotiomycetes, Eurotiales, Aspergillaceae. The transcript is spliced from 2 exons.